Messenger RNA from Emiliania huxleyi CCMP1516, 623 nucleotides. RefSeq lists its product as hypothetical. Bases 61 to 537 code for a protein of 158 amino acids. The record is from RefSeq and is a predicted model, not a curated record. The transcript has 2 exons. Lineage: Eukaryota; Haptophyta; Isochrysidales; Noelaerhabdaceae.
GAGGCGGCGAUUCAAGGACUAGCUGUGCUGCAUUGCGGCGAGUGUGCCGCUUGCUCGACGAUGCAGGAUUUGCUCGUGCUCAACUCGACCAGAGAGUUCGCAACUCUGGUUGUGACACGCUGUGCCACGGCCUACGCCAAGCCGAAGUGGGCUGGCGGCCACCGCAAUGUAGAGCAGCUACGCAAGUGCAUGCGUGAGGCGGGUGUGGGCUUCAGCGAGGAACCUGCUGCUGCGUGGGCGAAGCCCGCUAACAAGCCGUCUUGUAUGGACUGCUGGACAGAUAACGUCGCGUGCGACGCCGUGGCCUGCGUCUCCAACUUUGACUGCAUCCGCCGGUUCUUUUACCCGGCAGGCACCAGCUUCUCCGGCUGCAUCAAGUGCGACGAGGUUAAUUGUGGCGCAGACUUCAUCCGCUGCGCCGGGGCCAACCGCCGCUCAAGCGGUGUCAGCUCUGACAUUGCGCGGCCGAGCCAGCAGGUUUGCCCCGUCGGCUAUUGGUCGGUGCCGCCGCCACCGCCGCCGCCGCUUCGCGAGUAGCAGAGGCCAGAGCGGUGCACUAGUGGGACGGUGGGGUGCGCCAGUGAUUUUAUUGUCUGCGUACUUUAUCUACAUCUGAUACAUCC